AAUUUCCGGUUCUUUCUCAACUAGCUAGACAUGUUUUAGGGAUGCCAAUCUCAACCGUGGCAUCCGAGUCCGCUUUUAGUACCGGUGGGCGCGUCAUAGAUACUUAUAGAAGCUCUCUUACGCCAAAAACUGCCGAGUCUUUAAUUUGUUCACAAGAUUGGAUACGACGUUUACCAAAGGAUUUACAAAAUACUCAAGUUCAUGGAGUACAAUUACAAGACUUGGUUGACAACUUAGAGAAAAUAGAAGAAGAUUUGUCACCGGAAAAGAGAACAAUUGAAGACUCUUUCAUUGGAGAUGGAGAUUGGGAUUAAACUUCCACCACGUAGUAUUUGGUGUUUUUGGUUAAAACUUUGUUUGAGUUUAUGGAUUAUGUCAUUUUGG
Molecule: messenger RNA, 384 nt
Organism: Helianthus annuus (common sunflower)
Lineage: Eukaryota; Viridiplantae; Streptophyta; Magnoliopsida; Asterales; Asteraceae
Product: zinc finger BED domain-containing protein RICESLEEPER 2-like
Exons: 2
Coding region: 42-314 (90 amino acids)
Molecular function (GO): protein dimerization activity
Source: RefSeq, a predicted model, not a curated record